AAGUUCCUUCCGGCUUCCUGCAGGAAGGAAGAUCCUGCUUGGGUUGCCGUGAGUUUUCCGGGCUGUAUGGCCAUAUUCCAGAAGCAUUUUUUCCUGACGUUUCGCCCACAUCUAUGGCAGGCAUCCUCAGAGGUUGUAAGGUCUAUUGGAAACCAGACAACGGAAGGCAAUGGUAUCCUCCUGCAGAAAGACUGGCUCCCACAUGCUAUAAGACUAUAGCUUCAGGGCUGUGGCAUCCCACAAGAACUGGUGCUGAAAAGCAAAGGGGGAAAGCAUAACAAAGCAGACUUGUUGGAAAGCAAUGGCUGAAAUACAAGUAACGGGGGACACCGGAUUGCUGGAUCCAGAAUUUAAAAUGGAAGUGCAUGAUUUAAUAGGACUUGAAACAGAAGGGGUCAAAGAAGGAGCAGCUCUCACAAAAAUGGAAAGUAGUGAAGAAGAAGAAGAAAUAAGGGUAAAACAGGAGCCAGAAGAAGAGCCAAUAAGGACUUGGGAUGCUCAGUUGGAAGUAUUUCUGAAGACAAUACAGUCUCCUUGUUCGAAAGGGGAAACCCAGCAACAACCAGACCUUCAAGUCCCCCUCCAGAUCACAGGGAUGUCCAAGUUUGUAAAUCCCUCCAAGACAAAGGAGGAGCCAAUGAAGAUUGAGGACGAAGAUACUGGUACUGAAAAUGUAUUGGCAGGUGAUGUACAGCCGACUGAAAAGGAGGAACAAAAUCCUUUACUUGAGAGUACAGUGGAAAUGGAGCAACUGGUUACAUCUGUGAAAAUUGAGGAUCCGUUUCUUCCAGCACAAGGUGUGUACAAAAGUGAAGCCACCACUUGGAAUGAGGGUAAUGAAGCAAAAUAUGAUGAAAACUGGAAACUUUCUAGUCAAAACUUUGACCUUAUUAUCAAGUAUGAAGAUCUUGAUGUGGAGAAGAAGCGAUACAAAUGUUGGAACUGUGGACAGAGCUUCAGUAGCAGCUCAGACCUUCUGAUCCACGAGAGAACCCAUGUAGGUGAGAAAGUGUAUAAAUGCUCCCAGUGUGGAGAAUAUGAGAGAACCCACAAAGGUCAGACGCCACAUAGGUGUUCACACUGUGGAAAUACAUUUGGGAGGAACCCACAAGACAAAACCCAAGUGGCAGAGAAGCCCUGUGCACCUUCAGGAUGUGUGGAAAGAUGCAGUCAGAGAUUAGACCUUCUAAAGCAUGAAGAUGAGAUCCCUUGUAAAUGUUUAGUCUGUGGGGAAAUAUUUAGAAAUGACUCUGAUCUCAAAGUGCACCAGAGACUCCACACAGGAGAUAGACCAUAUAUAUGUCUGGAUUGUGGGAAGUCUUUCAGCAGGAUUUCACACUUAAUUUCACAUGAGAAAAUCCACACGGAAGUAUGCUCCUACUGUGGAAAAAGUUUCAAUCAGAAAACAGAACUUGCUGAACAUGAGAAGACCCAUGAAGCAGAACACACAUUUGUAUGUUUUGUUUGUGGGAAAGUCUUUUGUGUCAGUUCAGAACUAGCUGCACAUGUACAAACUCACAAAGUGAAACCUUUUGAAUGCUCAGACUGUGGGAAGGCGUUUGAAAACAGUUUACAACUCACUGCACACCAAAAGGUCCAUAAAGUCAAGAAGCAGCAUAAAUGUCCCCACUGUGGAAAAAGUUUUACCCAGAGACGGAGCCUUAAUAUUCAUAAGAAAGUUCAUGCAGGAGAAAAAGCACAUAAGUGCUUAAUGUGUGGAAAAAACUUCACAAACUCCCUGAAUCCUAAAUGUCAUGAAAGGACUCACACAGGAAGGAAACUAUAUAAAUGCUCCCACUGUGACAGAACCUUCAGGUGGAAGUCCGAUCUUGUAUUACAUGAGUUAAUUCACACAGAAGAAAAGCCCUUUAAAUGCUCAGAUUGUGGGGAUUGUUUUAAUAGGCGAUCCAGUCUUCUUGAACAUUCAAGAAGUCACGCAGGACAAAGUCCAUUUACCUGUUCAUACUGUGGGAAAAUGUUCACCUCAAACUCUGUUCUUCUACGACAUCAGAAAUUCCAUGUCGCAGAGGAAGUUUGUACUUGUUCACAAUGUGGGAAAACUUUCAAGCAACAAUCAGGCCAAAUACAAGAGAAGGUGUUGAAAUGCCCUGAGUGCACCAGAAGCCAUGACCUGAGUUCAGAUCUUGCAUGUCCUCAAACACAUGAAGAGAAAAAAAGUAUUUGAAUGCUUUGAGGGGGGGAAAUUGAGGAACAACUGCCACCUCAUUUCACAUCAGAUCAUCCAUAGAGAAGUCCAACCCUAUCAGUAUUUAGACCGGGCAUGGGCAAACUUUGGCCCUCCAGGUGUUUUGGAGUUGAAGUCUAAAACACCUGGAGGGCUUAAGUUUGCUCAUGCCUGGUUUAGACUGUGGUCAUACUGUUGUGAGAAGUGCCAGUCUUGUGAUAUCUGCAGUCAACCAAAGCAAAAUAAAUAAAUAAAUAAAUCAAAGAUGUUGAAGCUGUGAUAAAAAGUUAGAUCUUGAAAAAACUGAAACAUUAGAGCAGAAUACUCCAUUUUAAUAUUUGGACAUGUUCACCUUUGUCUCCCUUUGGAAAUUAAGCUGGCUUUUCACUUGUAAAUGUAAAUUCACAGAAGCCAAUGAAAUUCACUUUCAUUGGCUUCUGUCUGAUUCUUUCUUAACCUAACAUCUUGCGAAAGUAUUUCUACCAAUUUUUGAAUAUGUUGAUAUCCCAUGCCAUUUUUAACUAUCCCAUCUGAUUUUAGUGGUUAGUCGCUUUACUUUGAUUCUUCUCACAUCCAUGGUCAAUCUUUUCUUAAACCUAUUAAGCUAUGAAAUGUUGCAUAGCUUUGUUCAUUAUUAUUAUCUUCAGGGUGGUUUUCCCCCCAAAUAGUUAUUAUUUAUGCCUCUGCGGCUGUUUUGACUUUGUAAAGGAUUGCAUUGUCAUCUUCGUUCUUUUUCUCCCUCUGCUCUCUGAAUUUUUGAGUGGAAACUUUUUUCAGGUGGGAUUUUAAACUUGACUUCAUAAUGUCUCAGUUUCCAUUUUAAGUCAUGUUGAUUUCAGAAGACCUGUGAAAGCAUUGAGUAGAUUCUUUAACUUUCUUUUCUUUUUUCUUUUUGAAGGCUAUGGGACUUUCAUAAACCUUUUUAUUACAGUCUUGAGGUGGCAGUAUAUUUCAAAAUGCCUAAUUGGACAGCCCAGUCUGAAAAUCCCAGAUGCUGCUUCUGUUCUAUGGAUGCCUUUGGAAAGCCAGGUCUUUCCAUGGUUUCAGACUGGGCAACAAACUAAGAAAAAUACGAAACCUCUGCCCUGUGAGAUGUUUUGGCCUACAACUUCAGUUUAUUGUAGCUAGCUUGGGAAAUUGUAGGAGUUGUAAAUUAAAAAAUCUCAAAAACCAAAAGUUUUCCUUCCUUACUUGGUGGCUCAGAAAUGUUUUGUUCCAGAUAUGGAAUGGCUUUUCUGUUAUUCACUGGAAUUUUGGCACUUAAGGUAUACAGGUUUUUUUUUCUUUGCUACUAAAUAAAGUUUGUUUUCAAAUGAAACUAUGAGUUGUCUUUGAAUCUUUUGUGGAAAGCUUUAAUGCCACUUCAGGAGAUCAGCUGUCCCUGAUCAUUAUUGUCACAAUUUCUCCACCCAUCUAUUCAAAAAGACCAGAAAUGUUACCAUGUCAGAAAGAGGAGAGGGGAUUGUGGGGGUUCUUUUGGGAUCUUGAGAUGGGAUCCAGCAAUCUAAAGGAAGGACUGUGACUGGCAGCAAAAAUAUAAGGUUUGUUAUUACCCAGGGUAUUGCGUAUACAUAUGAGGACGCAAGCUGCAGAGUUUUGUGGGGAAGGAGUUGCCAAGCUCAUUCAUCGCUAUGAUAAGUGCCUAGAUUUGAAUGGCGACUAUGUUGAGAAGUGGUAUUUGGGUGUGGCUUUCAACUGCAUAUGGUAAAUGUUUUCUCCUAUACUUUGUUCAUUUUUAAUUCCAAUACGUAAUCUACUUUCUGGAUAACCCUCGUAUUUAUACAUAGCCAUCAUGUCUCCUCUCAGCCAUCUCUUCUAUAGGCUAAACAUGCACAGCUCUUUAAGCCGCUCCUCAUAGGGCUUGUUCCCCAGACCCUUGAUCAUUUUAGUCGCCCUCCUCUGGACACUUUCCAGCUUGUCAACAUCUCCCUUCAAUUGCGGUGCCCAAAAUUGGACACUGUGUGAUUCCAGGUGUGGUCUGACUAAGGCAGAAUACAGGGAUAACAUGACUUCCCUGGAUUUUGGCCAAGGGUCCCCAAACUUUUUAAACAGGGGGCCAGUUCACGAUCCUUCGGAUCAUUGGAGGGCUGGACUAUAGUUGGCCACAGAGCAAUAAAUAACAACAACAACAACAAUAAUAAAUAAGAGGGUUGGAAGAGACCAUUUGGGCCAUUGAGUCCAAUCCUCCUUUGCCUUUGUGCACCGAAAGCACAAGCAAAGCAGCUCUGAUAGAUGGCCACCCAGAAUCAAUGUUAAUAAUAAUAAUCAUAAUAAUAAUAAUAAAGAGGGUUGGAAGAGACCUCUUGGGCCAUUGAGUCCAACCCCCUUCUGCCUCUGUGCACCAUAAGCACAAGCAAAGCAUCCCUGACAGAUGGCCACCCAGCCUCAAUGUUAAUAAUAAUAAUAAUAAUAAUAAUAAUAAUAAUAAUAAUAAUAAUAAGGGUUGUAAGAGAAGAAGAGACCCCUUGGGUCAUUUAGCCCAACCCCCUUCUGCUCUUGUGCCGUGGGGGCCGGAUAAAUGGCUUUGAUGGGCCGCAUCCGGCCCCUGGGCCUUAGUUUGGGGACCCCUGAUCUAGACACUAGACUUUUAUUUAUUGAUUAAUUUACAGCAUUUAUAUUCCGCCCUUCUCACCCCGAAGAGGACUCAGGGUGGAUCACAUUACACAUAUAGGCAAACAUUCAAUGCCUUUGAACAUAGAACAAAGACAAGACAGGCUCCGAGUGGGCCUCGAACUCAUGACCUCCUGGUCAGAGUGAUUCAUUGCAGCUGGUUUUGAUGACCGUCACCCCGGCUUUCAAAUUGAUUUGAAAACGCAACGGAGAGUUCCGUAGAUCGCUCACCAAAGGAACGGAACGGGACCGCAGCAGACUAUUAUUAAGAGAUCUUUUUAUUUCACUUUCCCCUUCCCUGAACUAUGUAACAAAAUCCCCCAAUAAAAGUAGCAUUUAUUUUAACAAUAA
Molecule: messenger RNA, 5146 nt
Organism: Anolis carolinensis (green anole)
Lineage: Eukaryota; Metazoa; Chordata; Lepidosauria; Squamata; Anolidae
Product: gastrula zinc finger protein XlCGF26.1
Exons: 4
Coding region: 302-2185 (627 amino acids)
Biological process (GO): regulation of transcription by RNA polymerase II
Cellular component (GO): nucleus
Molecular function (GO): RNA polymerase II cis-regulatory region sequence-specific DNA binding; DNA-binding transcription factor activity, RNA polymerase II-specific
Source: RefSeq, a predicted model, not a curated record